Messenger RNA from Hansenula anomala, 2001 nucleotides. It is a transcript of the gene FDC1, whose product is annotated as putative phenylacrylic acid decarboxylase FDC1. Gene Ontology annotation, molecular function: carboxy-lyase activity. Gene Ontology annotation, biological process: ferulate metabolic process; cinnamic acid catabolic process. The record is from RefSeq and is a predicted model, not a curated record. The transcript has a single exon. Gene Ontology annotation, cellular component: cytoplasm. Bases 430 to 1986 code for a protein of 518 amino acids. Lineage: Eukaryota; Fungi; Ascomycota; Saccharomycetes; Phaffomycetales; Wickerhamomycetaceae.
AUAAUAAAUAACCGUAUGUUGGUACUGAAUGGGCCUGUGUCUAAUAUGACUGAUGAGAGUGCGAGGCCAAAAAAAGACCAGUCGAUUAGGUUUGUAACUGUGCUUUGACAGGACGUUAAUAACGGUACAGUUGAUUUAAGGCCUGGCGCGUUUAUCCUCUAAAAUCGAGCAAAAUUAACACUGUACGUUUGCCCCAAAGCCUACGAUUCACGCACUGUUGACUAUGAAGUAUGAAUUGUGUUACUGAAUUGAAAGAAAAAAGAGAACAGAACAGGAUGGAGUUGUCUUGUAAUAUUGAUUUCAGGGUUAAAUGAAACUUAAUCGGCGAGAUACUUUACUCUAUUACCGAAGCACAUACGUGGAAAACAAAAAGAGCUAAAUGUUUCUUCAUUCUUAACACACAAGUUAUCAACUCAGCAGUGAAUCACAAUGUCCAAAGUCAUCACCAGAACAUUCCACAAUACUGCAAGAGCCUCGAAUGGCACAUUGAAGCCAGCCCUUCGUUUCAGAGACUUUAUUCAACAACUGAAGAAUGAAGGGGAUUUGGUUGAGAUUGAACAAGAGAUCGAUCCCAUUUUAGAAGUCGGAGCCAUAACGAGAAAAGUAUAUGAAGAAAAACUACCAGCACCUUUGUUCAACAACUUGAAAGGUCACCAGGAAAACUUGUUCAGAAUUUUAGGUGCACCAGGGGGGCUAAGAUCAGGUAAAGAGGAUUCACAUGCAAGAAUUUCUCAUCAUUUAGGUUUACCAUCAAAUACUCAUGUUAAGAACAUUAUUGACUAUUUAUUGGAAGCUAAGACUAAGAAACCUAUUCCACCUCAUGAAGUUUCCAAUAAAGAUGCACCAGUUAAAGAAAAUUUACUGCAGGGAGAUGAUAUUGAUUUGACAAAGUUACCAAAUCCAUUGUUACACCCAAAUGAUGGUGGUAAAUAUUUACAAACUUAUGGUAUGUGGGUCUUACAAACACCUGAUAAGAAAUGGACAAACUGGUCUAUUGCAAGAGGUAUGGUUGUUGAUGAAAGACAUAUUAGUGGAUUAGUUAUCAAUCCUCAACAUAUUAAAGUCGUUGCUGAUGAAUGGGCUAAAAUUGGUAAAGGUGAUAAAAUUCCUUUUGCUUUAGCAUUUGGUGUUCCACCUGCAGCAAUUUUAGUAUCAUCAAUGCCAAUCCCAGAAGGUGUUAAUGAAUCAGAUUAUAUUGGUGCUUUAUUGGGAGAAUCGUUACCUGUUGUUAAAGCUGAAACAAACGAACUAAUGGUUCCUGCAACUUCAGAAAUAGUGAUGGAAGGUACUUUGGACUUGAAUCAUCUAACACCGGAAGGUCCAUUUGGAGAAAUGCAUGGUUAUGUUUUCAAAGGUCAAGGUCAUCCAUGCCCUACUUACACUGUUGAUUCAAUAUCUUACAGAAACAACUCGAUUUUACCAGUUUCAAAUCCAGGGUUGGCGCCAGAUGAAACUCAUACCUUUAUUGGUACUCUAGUCUCUGCAGAAGCCAAACAAAUAGCUAUAGAGCAUGAUUUACCAAUUAUUGACGUGUUUUCCCCUUAUGAAUCACAAGCAUUAUGGCUAGUCUUUAAGGUGGAUUUGAAAAAACUACAAGCCUUAGGCACAACACCUGAAAGUUUUGCCAAAAAGAUUGGUGAUAUUUAUUACAAUCAUAAAGUCGCUAGCAUCAUUCAUGAAAUUAUUUUGGUUGGUGAUGAUAUUGACAUUUUUGACUUUAGAAAGGUUAUUUGGGCUUAUACGACCAGACACACACCUCAUGAUGAUCAAUACUAUUUUCCUGAUGUUCGUCCUUUCGCAUUGGCACCUUUUGUCUCCCAAUCUCCAAGAAUUAAGUCUAUGAAAGGUGGUAAAGUUGUUACAAAUUGCAUUUUCCCACAACAAUAUGAAAAGGACAUCGAAUUCACUACUUGCGAAUAUGACACCUAUGAUACCGAAAUUAAGGAAAAAGUCGAGCAAAAUUGGAAAGCUUAUGGUUACAAGUAAUAGCAACUUCUUAAA